Messenger RNA from Fulvia fulva, 1794 nucleotides. RefSeq lists its product as uncharacterized. The transcript is spliced from 2 exons. The coding region runs from base 1 to 1794 and encodes 597 amino acids. The record is from RefSeq and is a predicted model, not a curated record. NCBI's taxonomy places the organism in Eukaryota, Fungi, Ascomycota, Dothideomycetes, Mycosphaerellales, Mycosphaerellaceae.
AUGUCGCGCUGGCCAAUCGUCCUCUUGCAGCGCCUACUCGACAUCUUCGGCCUCAUAUUGGUCGGCCUCGUCAUCCUGUCCUUUCCCAUUACUCAUCUUCUUCACGUCAUCGGCUUCCUCUUUGGCUCUUUCUUCUUGGAUCUAUGGCGCGAACAUACCCACGAGCCCAGCAACUGCUGGAACAAGAUGGUCGUCAUCCCGCCAGAUCCGACUAUACCACCACCGCUACCGCCUCCGCAGCCUCCGCAGAAGCCACGUCCUUUGCGCACGCGCGAGGACGGCGCAUAUCAUUUGGAUGAGAGGAAGAGACAGACCCAGGAGGAUGAGAGACGAGUGCUGCAGGACAUAGCUGACGCCGAAGAGAAGGCGUGGAAAGCAUGGUGGAAGAAGAACAAAGGUGGCAUGUGGAGCGCCGAUGGAAAGAAGAAAGCAAGGGCGCGUAAGGUUUUCGCUGCUGCCAUGGAAGCAUUGCGGCAAGAGAAGCCAUUUGACUGGGACGCCAAAAUCAACCAGCUCCAUACCGUCAAGACCCCAGUCGUCCAGACCCCAACCCCAACCGUCCAGACCCCAAUCACAACCACCCAGAAGCAAUCCUUUGGCCCUGCAGCCGUCGGACAAGUGCAAGUGAGCGUCAAGCGCUUGCAACACUACCCAUCUCACUGGAUGUUCUCCGAAACCAGCGAUCGCCAGACGCUGUACAGAGAUGCAACGCUAGCACCAGGCUACUUGUCAUCGCGACAGCUCGGCGAGCUUUUGUCUGGACCCCAGAAGCAGAUCUCUGUCUUCAAUCCGCUACUCAAUGAGCCUUCAGCAUCCUUCUCAUGCUCCAAGUCGUCCGCGGCGCACCAGAAGAUGGUCCAGGAGUAUGGCGACUUCAUUUGGCAACAUGCACAGAGCGGUCAGAGCUCUAGCGCCCGACAGAGAGGCCGUGAGCUACCGCCGAUGGUGAAGCAGAGCACUACGACCUUCUCUACUUCUCAUGAGAGUAAGGCGCAUCUCAAGGUUGUAGCGAGAUAUGGCAACUUCCUUCGAGCGCCAUCACAACAGCCUCAAGGCUCGGGUCAGCAGGACAGUAGCAACGGAUCCUCGACUGACAGUGGGGGCGAUGGCUCGGGCGCCUCGCAGAAUGGUCCCACCGGCAAUGCGGGAAAGUCACUAUUUGACAGGAUAACAGCUCCUGAUCCGCCAAAGCAAACCUUCGCGUCUGAGGGGUGGACGAAAGAGAAUUGGGCAAACGUCAAUUUCAACUUCGGGGCCAGCAGUGGUGCAGGUACUCAGCCGUCAGGCAGCACGGCAGGCAUGGGUUCACCUCCUGCUACUGCAGGGGCGAGUGGCGCGCAAUGGACUGCUGCUUCGAAGAAUCCUAUCCUAAUGGAGCCGACUCUAGAGAAGCAACGCACCUUUGUUUCGAAAUGGAUCAACGGCCUGCGCACCAACAUCGCGACCGGUAAGGUUCCGGGAUCGGUCGACACCAUGUCACCCUCUGAACUCACCGCAUAUUUGGCCACAGCCACUGAACAACUCACCCAUAUCCUCGGGUGGUGCGCUCCAGAGGGCAAGUGGCGAACCGCCCGCGUGAGUUAUAUCCAAGCCAAGGGUACCGUUGGACUUUCCUCAGACGAGCUUGAUAGUGUAAAUUCCAAGCUCAACGAUAUGAGUGCGGACGACAAGGCAUCGGACAAAGACCUUGACCCAUGCAUAAUCGCUAUGGAAGCAUUGAUAUCGGCCAUGGACAAGAUGGGACUGUGGACCCCAGGGCAGCAAAGAUCCUCGGGGGUACAAAGACCGUCAUAG